Molecule: messenger RNA, 4785 nt
Organism: Closterium sp. Yama58-4
Lineage: Eukaryota; Viridiplantae; Streptophyta; Zygnematophyceae; Desmidiales; Closteriaceae
Source: the annotation of a GenBank genome assembly
AUGUGGCCUUGGCGCACAGCGUCUGACAGCCGGGCAGCUGGAGCGAUAGUUAUUCUGCCCGACGGCUUUCAUCUCUCCCUCGCCGCGCGCCUCACGGUAGAGCAAGCACUGAGGCGCGUACUGCCGUACUGCCUCCGCGCAGCGUCCACGUCCUUAGCAUUUCCAUCCACGUCAGCAGGUCCCGUGCCCACGUCAUCAUCGUCCAGGUCCACGCUGUCUUGCGCCGCAGCGUCCGAGCCUCUCGAGAUCGCCCUCUCGCUACGCGCCGCAACUCCCGGCUUGUUUCACGGCCCCGCGAAGAAAAGUCUUCGCUUGUCGAAACGGCUGUGUAAGGGAUGGACGUAUGUAGUCACCGCGGAGAGCGCUCUUAGCGAGAAUGAAUUCGAUAAGGAGCGUAUGAUUCGAUUUGACCGGCGCGCGCACUGGGAGGUGCUGGCGGCGGUGAAGAAGCGCGAAGCCGCGAUGGCCGUGGCGCGCGGUGACAGGCGGCGACGACAGUUGCUAGUUGCUGUCUUUCCCCCAUCCCGCACCUCAGUCGCUGCCCUUUUCCCCCAUCCCGCACCUCAGUCGCUGCCCUUUUCCCCCAUCCCACACCUCAAGCGCUGCCUUGUCCCCCAUCCCACACCUCAAGCGCUGCCUUAUCCCCCAUCCCACACCUCAAGCGCUGCCUUGUCCCCCAUCCCGCACCUCAAGCGCUGCCUUGUCCCCCAUCCCACGCCUCAAGCGCUGCCUUGUCCCCCAUCCCGCACCUCAAGCGCUGCCUUAUCCCCCAUCCCGCACCUCAGUCGCUGCCAACCACCGCAGUGGCGCGCAGUCCCGUUCGAUCCACGUGUCGACUCUUCGCGCUACUUACCGCAUCACACAUGCCCCGCAUAUUCCCACCAGGUACCCGCAUCUUCCGACCCAGGCCUCCUCUGGCCCGAUAGCCCCGACCGACGGAGCGAUUGCAGCCGUACGAUUAAGUUCCGCUCGCACUUUCAGUUGGAGUCACCGGGGUACUCAACCGAGGCAUCUGUUAACGGGGAUGCGAAGGGCUACGAUCUGGGCGACUCAAAGGAGUCGCAGCGAGCAUCGCGAGUUUCGAGCGACGGAUCUGGUCGCGUCGAGACGGUCGCUACGAUUACGACUGGCGAGAGAGGGUCGGAGAGCCGGAGGAGGAUGGGUGAGAGCCAAAGUAGCGAAAGCGGCGAAAGUGGCGAAAGUGGCGAACAAGGGGAAUGCCGAUGGGCGAAUGAGGUGACAAGGAGGAGAAAGAGAGAGGAAGCGGACGAAGAGGCAUAUGCGACAGAGGAGGAGGUGAGUAAGAGCGAGGCGAGUGAGUGGGAGGAGGUGGAGGAGGAAGGCGGGGACGAGCAGGUAGCUGAGGAGUGUGAAGCAGAGGCGAAUGGAAAAGAAGAUGAGGCGUGGCAGGAUGAGAACGGGGAUGAGGAUGGGAGAUGGGAGGAGGAGAAAACGGGGACGGGGGAAGAGGAUAACGUGGGCAUGCGGGUUAAAGAGGAGAUAGAGGAAGGUGAGGAGAAAGGAUUGAAGGAGCAGGCGGAGGAAGAAGAAUGGGAGGAAAAGGAGGUAAGGCGGGAGGAGGAUGAGGAGGAGGAAAGGGAGGAGGGGGAUGAGGAGGCGUGGGAGGAAGAAGAAGGGGGAGAUGGAGAGGGAGAGCGAGCGUACGAUGUAGAAGCGGAGGGGGGCGUGGCGGACGAGGGGGGACGGGUGGCAGGCGGGGGAGCCGUUGGCUCGUGGCGUGCGGGUGAGGCGGCGAGCACCAUCGCGAGCAAGCAGCAGCUCGCCGCGGGGGCAGAGGUGCGAGUGGCGGGAAGGGGGGAGGCCAGGGCGGUGGAGGAAGGGGAUAGGGCGGAAGGGAGGAGCGGAGGGGCAGGGGGCGAGAAGGAGGCGGAGGAGGAGUUGCAGCGAGGGCUGGGGGGAAGUGGCCCUGUUGGCGCGGCAGCAGCAGAGUUGUGGGAGGGCGCAGCAGGGGGGACUGUAGCAGCGAGGGAUGCAGCAGCGGGGGUUGCAGUGGGGAGUGCAGCAGGGGGUACGUGGCGGCUGCGGGGAGUGCGGUGGAGCAAGCGGUGGCGCGCGGUGGGCGGAGUGGCGGGCGGAGUGGUGGGUGGAGAGGCACGUGGAGACGCGGGCGGAGAAGCGGGAGGAGAGGUGGCAGAGCGAGCAGCGUUGGAUCCCAUGCAGAGUCGUGAGAUGCCGGGAGAUCAGGCAGCGGCCAAGGCAGGGCAGGGAGGCAAGCAGCGGACGCAGGAGGGUAUAGGUGACGCUGCUGUGGGCGGCGGAGGGGAGGGGGACAGCUACGGAGGCACGGACGCAGAUGUGGGUCGUGUGUCCCUGGCGUUUGCGGGUUUGGGCUUGGGUGGUCGACAAGGCGAGGAGGAGGAGGAGGGCGAGGCGUUGCAGACGGGGAGUGGGGACGCAGGGAGGGAUGUGGUGAGGGCUGAGGGGACGGACGUCAGUGUCGACCCCACCAGUGCUGCGCUGCGCAGCGGCAUGCAGUGGAUCGAGGAAACCACUCGACGCUCGAGCAGCGGGCCGCUGAGUCAGAGCAGCGGGCCGCUGAGUCAGAGCAGCGGGCCGCUGAGUCAGAGCAGCGGGUGCUACAGCUGGGCGGGCAGCGGGCCUCUGGGGGAGCUGUUCAGUGGCAGUCUGAGCCAGCCGUCGCACGAGGCGUUCAGGCUGGCGGCGCAGUGGGAGCAGAUGCCCCUGGACCCCUUGGAUCCCUUGAGCCCUUUGGGCCCUCGGGCAGCAGGCGCGUGCGACACUGGUAUGCUUGGCGGUUUCAGUGGAGCAUGGGGCGAGCUUGGAAGGGGCGAUGCGGGAGGUGGUUGGAUGGAGGACGUGUUUGGCAGGCUGGUGGGCGAGCAGCGGGCGAUGGGGUGCAGGCAGCCGCUGGUUGAAGUGAACCGUGUAGUGGGUCUAACGGAUGAGGGGAAGCAGCAGCAGCAGCAGCAGCAGCACUCAGCGGUUGUUGUGGGAGACUCACAGAAGAGCUUGUCCCUUGGGAGUUGUAUGGCUGGGCUGGCGAUGGGCGCUGGGUCAAGUGUGACACGAAGGGCGUCUUUUGCGGAGGGGGGAACUGCAGCGUCAAGUGUGCAUGGGGAGAACAGUUCAGAGAUGUUCGAGUCUGCUACUAGCGAGGAUGAGGAGUUCUUUGAUGCGCAGGCGAGGAGGAGGUCGUGGGGGAGCGAAGGAAUUGAAGGAAUCGAAUGGAUGGAAGCGGUGGAAGUGAUGGAAGGAAUUGAGGAGGGGGAGGAGCGCUGGGGGGAGAGGGCGGUGAUGCAGCAGGCGAGAGCAGCAGUGGAUGGGACGGAUGAGCUGAAGGAGCGCAGCGGGGAUGGUGAUGGAGUGAAUGCUUCUCCCCAGCCUUUGCAUGAAAGCUCAGAAGAGCCACGAGUUGGGAGAGUGGGCGCUGGAGGGGAGGAUCCGGCUGUUGAGGAGGCUCCAAACAGCAUCUUCCUGACGCUGCUGCAGGCUAGCAGUGAGGAUAGGCGGAUGGAGGGCCAAAAGUGGAGCGUGGAGGGCGUUGGCGUUGAGGAUAAGGGGGAAAUUGUGAGAGGACAGGAGGGGACGGCAAUUGAUGGACAAUGGACGGGCACAGUGAGUGGUGAGGGGCAACUGGAAGCGGUGGUGGGAGAGGAAGAAGGGAGACACGAUGUACAACUUAAGGUUCAGGAAUUACAACUAGAGAAACUAGGGGACGAGGAGGCGGCGGCGGAGGAGGAGGAGGAGGAGGAGGAGGAGGAGGAGGAGGAGGAGGAGGAGGAGGAGGAGGAGGAGGAGGAGGAGGAGGAGGAGGAGGAGGAGGAGGAGGAGGAGGAGGAGGAGGAGGAGGAGGAGGAGGAGGAGAAGAAGGAGGGAGAAGAGGAAGAGGGGGAAGAGGAGGAGGCAGAAGAGGAAGAGGAAGAAGAGGAAGAAGGAGAGGAGGAAGAAGUGAAAGAAGAGGACGAGGAAGAAGAGGAAAAAGAAGAGGAGGAAGAAGAUGAGGAAGAAAAAGAGGAAGACGAGGAGGAGGAAGAGGAAGAGGAAGAGGAAGAGGAGGAGGAAGAAGAGGAGGAAGAAAAAGAAGAAGAAGAAGAGGAGGAAGCGGAAAAGGAGGAAGAUGAAGAGGAGGAGAAUGAAGGAGAGGGAGAAGAAGAAGAAGAAGAAGAAGAGGAGGGUAGGGAGGAAGGUGAGAAAGGCGAGGAAGAGGACGAGGAAGGGGAGGAUGAUGAGGGAGCAGGUGAUGAGCAGCGCAACAAGUAUGAAGACUCCAAUGGCAUGUCCUUGGUCCUGGAGCCGUCUUUGAGGACAGAGUGGGAUGAAAGUGAGGACGAUGAGAGCCUGCAAGCACUCGAGGUAGCAGCCAGUGCAAGACCAGCAGGCGUGCUGGUGAAAGGGUGCUCUGAUGACGAUGAGAGGGAGGAGGAGUCUGGCACCGGAAAGGGGGUUGAGCCAGAAAGGGUUGUUCGUCAGGAAUUGUCUGACUCUGAGUCGGGCAAGAACACGAGCUCUGGUUCCUCGUCUGAUCGGAGCGAGGAACACACUUCAGAGGUUUCAGAUCUCUCUGGAGAGCAGGCUGACACUGAAAGCACUGCAGAUGAGGUGGGGGAGGAUGAGCUGGAAAUGGCUUUCUUGUUCCGCCAGCUGAGGUUGUUUCAUGCAAGCCCAAGGCCGACACCGACCAUGAAGCAGAGCCAUUGGUCGAUUUGGGAAAAGGAUGAGCUGCCAUGGAGACCAGAGCUCCCCAUGAUAAUGGAGGUUCCUGGACUUGAAGCCCUUUGCGUUGCAGAGCAGCAACAGCAGUAA